AUGGAUUCGCUCUACUAUCAAUCCGACCCUCAACUAAGUCAUGAAUCUCAACCAACUCAGGACCGACACCUCACCUAUGUAUGCGACACUGUCGAUACUGUUGCGUAUGGUGGACUUGGUCAUGGGUCAGAAUGGAAGGAUGUCUCGUCCAUUAGAAGCCCUGUUUACUAUGCACCAUAUGGCGAUACUGUGUUCGACUUUUCCAACUUGACGGCGUCCGAGAAUGAUGCUCGCAUUACAUCAGGGCCCUCUGUCACAGGCUCCAUUGUCGAUCCUCCCUUUAAGGACCAUGUCAACUCUUGGGCCGAUAGAUCUCAAGCCACUGCGGUCUACGAUCCCUUUAGCAUGGCACUCUUCAACGAUGAGUUCGGCAUCUACGACCACUCAAUGGGCAUGGUGAAUGACCUGAACCACCUGCAUGCGACUACUGGCUUCGGUCGCAUGUCCAUGCAACAUGUCAAUCCAGGAAGUGCACACCUCAAUGGCGCAUUCGAUAUCCCUGACCUCGGCCCUAACUUCGUCUGCGACGACCAUGAUCAGCUCACCAAUGCAACCAUUCCUACCACUAUUGUGCUGGUUCCAACUCGAGCCCCAGCCGCAACUCCAACAACAAGAUCCAUGCAUCUCCACAGAUGCAACUUCCCGACCUGCACCAGACGUUUCAAGCGUCCUUCCGACCUAGCUCGUCACCAAUACACGGUUCACUUAAACGUUCAAGGCCAUCAUUGCCCGAUCGUUGGCUGUCCCAAGGCGAGAGGUAAGGGAUAUAGUCGCGCUGAUAAGGUCACAGAACAUUUGUGGAGGAAGCAUGGGGAUUUGGGGUAUGUUAAGGCUCGGGGUUAGAGCUUUGGCUGUUUUGGGGACCUGAGGGAGUUGUAAAAUCUUAAAAAUAUAUAGAAUCUUAUAUUAUUCCUUUUUUUAAAUAUUAGUAUUUUCAUACCG
Messenger RNA from Talaromyces proteolyticus, 942 nucleotides. RefSeq lists its product as uncharacterized. Lineage: Eukaryota; Fungi; Ascomycota; Eurotiomycetes; Eurotiales; Trichocomaceae. Bases 1 to 843 code for a protein of 280 amino acids. The record is from RefSeq and is a predicted model, not a curated record. The transcript is spliced from 2 exons.